This is a messenger RNA of Diversispora eburnea, 807 nucleotides long. NCBI's taxonomy places the organism in Eukaryota, Fungi, Glomeromycota, Glomeromycetes, Diversisporales, Diversisporaceae. The record is from the annotation of a GenBank genome assembly.
AUGAUAUUAAUUUAUACAUUUCAUUGUAAUACACCAACAACGAUUUUACCAGCAGCACCUUUUCCUCAACCAGCACCGCGUACUUCUUCUAAUGAAAAUAAUGGAUCCACGGCAUCAUAUGAUUAUUUGUAUGAACUUGUACAAAAACGAAUUACUACAUUUACAUAUUUAAAACGAGCACAUGAAGGAAAGAUACAUUGGUUUAAUACCGUGUGUUUAAGUAAAGAAGAUUUAGGGAUGGUGUUUGAGAAUUCUAAAAUGAAAAAACGUUCGGGGAAUUUUUUUAUCCUCGGAGCAUCACUGGCGCCAAUACUUGAUAUCACUAAUCCUCAAGAUUAUGUGAAAGCCUUAAGUGUAAUGUUACAAGAAUUUGAAUAUCAUACGAAUGAACAUUCAAAACAAAAAAUGAAAAUAUUUUUUCGAAAAUCAAAAAUAGUAAAAGACGAAGAUGCAUCAUUUCAGGAAAGUGGAGAAUAUACAUAUCUUUGUGUACCCAACAUAGUAAUAGAAGUUUAUAACAAAUUGUUAGCGGGAACUAAUAAUAUAAUGACGACGAAUUUUACUGAAAGUGUACUUAAAGUUGAUGGAAAAUUUAAAAAAAUUAUUGCAUUAAUAGCCAAAGAAAUUGAUACAUUAUCUCGAAAUACAAUUAAAGAUGAAUUACGAAUUAUUGAUCCAAUGAUCAUGAUGGCUUCAAAUGGAAAUAACAGUAAAACAGUUAAUGGAAAUGAUGAUGGAAUAUGGGAAAAUGUAUUUUCAUUGAUUGUACCAAAUGGUUAUUGUGUAUUACCCCUUGAUGUUGUUUGA